This is a messenger RNA of Trematomus bernacchii (emerald rockcod), 3552 nucleotides long. It is a transcript of the gene mmp15a, whose product is annotated as matrix metallopeptidase 15a. The transcript is spliced from 10 exons. Bases 774 to 2918 code for a protein of 714 amino acids. Gene Ontology annotation, cellular component: extracellular matrix. Lineage: Eukaryota; Metazoa; Chordata; Actinopteri; Perciformes; Nototheniidae. The record is from RefSeq and is a predicted model, not a curated record. Gene Ontology annotation, molecular function: metalloendopeptidase activity; zinc ion binding. Gene Ontology annotation, biological process: extracellular matrix organization; collagen catabolic process; proteolysis.
GGCACGCUGAGUCAGGUCUGCUGUGCGAAGGGAGGAGGGCUCUCGUCUCUUAAAAUGAUUACAUAUCUUUUAUCAGAAACCCAGCUGUUUGAUGGCGGUCUCGAAAAUAUUGACACAACGCGUUUCCGUUUAGAGUUAAAAGCCGUGGUGUACGUCUACUUUGGAGCAAAACGGUGCAGGUGAAAUUUGAUAUCCUGCCUCUGGAGUCCAGAUUUUCUUUGUUUUUGUCGUGUGCAACAUUUCGCAACAAGUUCAGAAACUCCUGAACUUCCAAAAAUACUUGUCGUGUGCUAAUCCCGUGUUUGCAGUGUAUUUGAUGAGACUUGUUGCAGUACUUCUCAUUGUGCUCCAGAUGCUGGUCUGAUCAGCCAUUGUGGACGAAGGAAAAGGGGGCAAGGUCUAGUUUAGUGCCCGCCGGCUACACUGUUAGCUGAGUGCAUGAAAGGAGCUGCUGUAUGAACACUUGGAUGAGCCAUGAAGCUGCUGGCCCAGGACAAAUCGCUCAGUAUGCAACCGGGAAUGGAUUAGUAUAAUUUCGAUUCGUGUUUUUCCGAGGUUCAGUGAAUGCACUUUAUUUUACAUAGUUUGUAGCAAUUUUUUCUAGUGCUCAAACCCAAAAAAUGAGCAGAUAGUGGGGCUACUUGUUGCGGAGGUUUGUGAUUUGAUGUAAGAGGAGGAGAAGAAAAGAAGUCCAGCACUUUGUCCUGCCGGAGGAAGUUGUUUGGCUGUUUUCUGUCACCACGUCUUCAUCACCCCACAACAGCAACAGGAAGAUGGCACCCAAACAGCCCUGGACUCAGAGCAUUAUCACUUUGUGGUCCUUACUCUGCCUGAUCCAGAGCAGCCCGGCAACAGAUGUCCCGGAGGAAGAAGGCUUCAAUGCUGAGGCGUGGCUUCGUAAAUUUGGCUACCUGUCUCAGGCGAGCGGUCAGAUGUCCACCAUGCAGUCGGCUCAGAUUCUUUCCAAAGCCAUCGGUGACAUGCAGCGCUUCUAUGGCCUGGAGGUGACCGGAGAGAUGGACCCUGCUACUGUUGUGGCGAUGCGUCUGCCCCGCUGUGGCCUCCCAGACAGAAAGGCAGAGGAGAUUGAUGUUGGUGCUAGAAAGAAGCGCUACACUCUCACUGGAAAGCAGUGGGACAAAGACCACAUCACCUACAGUUUAUUAAAAUAUCACGCGUUGCUGGGCGAGGAGCAGACGUACAAAGCUAUCCGCAGCGCCUUCGAUGUGUGGAGACGGGUCACGCCGCUCACCUUUGAGGAGUUACCUGCUGAACACUACAACCACAGCAUCAACGGCAGCAAGUCAGAGCUCUCUGACAUCCUGUUGUUGUUUGCCUCUGGUUACCACGGUGAUAUGUCAUUGUUUGAUGGCGAGGGAGGGUCGUUGGCCCAUGCCUACUACCCCGGACCAGGAAUCGGUGGGGAUGUACACUUUGAUGAAGAUGAGCCUUGGACAUUGGACAAUAAAAACCCAGAAGGUAUUGACUUCUUCCUGGUUGCGGUCCAUGAGCUCGGUCACGCUUUGGGUCUGGAGCACUCUGAUAACCCCAGCGCCAUAAUGGCUCCUCUCUACCAGUGGACUCACACACAUAACUUCUCCCUACACGAGGAUGACAUCAGAGGAAUACAGUACAUAUACGGCCCCCCCCUCCCCACGGCUGCUCCACCCACCUCUCCUCCCCCCCAUGACAACAAUCCUGACGAUGACUACCCCACCUCCUCCUCUCCACCCGAAGAUAAACCCACCUCAACUUCUCCCACCGACCCCCCGCCCAACCCGCCUGACCGCAGCCCACACCCCCCAGCCCCCCCGGAGCCGAGCCUCAGCCCUACCUCUCCUCCCGUCCUCCGCACCUCCACCUCCACCUCCACCCCCACAGACUCUCAGCCUGACCCUGUCACCCCGUACGUCCGAAGAGAUGUCCCGCCUCCUCCGCCUCCUCCUCAGCCCCCUGCUCCUCCCCGCCCUCCCAAACUGCCCGACAACCAGCCCCCCAAUAUCUGUGACGGGGACUUUGACACGGUGACCAUGCUGAGGGGGGAGAUGUUUGUUUUUAAGGGUCGCUGGUUCUGGCGUGUGCGGAGGAACCAGGUCUUGGAUAACUACCCCAUGCCCAUAUCAGUCUUCUGGAUCGGCCUGCCUAGUGACAUUGACGCAGCCUACGAGCGCCACGAUGGAAAAUUUGUCUUCUUUAAAGAUGAACAAUACUGGGUGUUCAGGGAGGCUGACGUCGUGCCGGGAUACCCACAGCCUCUACAUCAGUACGGACAGGGAGUUCCUGCUCACAAGAUUGACACAGCAAUCUGGUGGGAGCCCAAUGGAUACACAUACUUCUUCAGUGGAGACAGAUACUGGCGAUACAAUGAGGAGACCCGCACUACAGACCGUGACUUCCCAAAACCGAUAGAAAGAUGGGGCAAAAUCCCUCAUUCACCCAAAGGAGCCUUCCUCAGCGAUGACAGCGCUCACACCUAUUUCUACAAAGGCUCCAACUACUGGAGGUUUGACAAUCACAAGUCAGAACCAGAGAAAGGCUACCCUCGCUCCAUCCUGAAGGAUUUCAUGGGCUGUGUGGGGGCCCCUGACCCAAAGCCCGACACGGACACCGAGCAGGAACCAAAACACAAACCAGUGGACCCUUCAGAUCGAGGCAGAGAUGAGCACAAAGAGCCGGACAGCGGCAAAGACUCUCAGCCUGACAACACAGAGGAGGAGGAGGAGGACAAAGAGGUCAACGUGGUUGUGACGGUGGCCGACAAUGAAUCAAAGGUCAUGACUCUGAUCAUGGUGAUUGUUCCUCUGCUCCUCAUCCUGUGCAUCCUGGUCCUAAUCUACGGCAUCCUCAGGACUCUACAGAAGAAGGAAACGCCGAGGGCCUUGGUGCACUGCAAGCGUUCGUUGCAGAACUGGGUGUGAGGCACAGACUUUGAAGCGAUAGAGCCAGAUUUCAUCACUUUUCUUCUACGGCCGUUGGCGUCAGAGUUUGUACUUACGUCAGAGUGGAAAGCAGCUUUGACGCAAGUUUAAGAAAGCCACAGAUGAGUCACCGCUUUGGGCCCCAUUCAUUGUGAGAACUUCUAUUGCUCAUGUGAAAUAAUGCAAACCUGGUCAAAUCAUUGCCAGUCGACCUACAGUGUUUCUCCUGUGCCUCCCUUUGUGCCUUCUAAACAUCUGAUAAAUAACCUCUUUUUCUUAAAGGAAAAAACUAUAUAUUCCUAUCCCAGCGUUCAAAAACAAGUUUCAGGCACCGAAUGUCAGAUGACACACUUUUUUUAAUCAAUUCUUAUUGUACAGAGAAGGGACCGAAGAUUUUUUGUAGUAUAAAUGCAGACAAAGUCGAUAAUGCACAUACAUUACACAGUAGCACACAUAUGUACAUACACACAUGAGUGCUUAUAGCUAUACACAUACAUGCAUUAAAGGGGACCUAUCAUGCAAAAUGCACUUUUGUUCGUCUUUUAUACAUGAAUAUGUGCCCCCGGUGUGUCAGAAAACACAACCCUCUCUCUUUUCCUCCAUACCCAAAUCUCUAAAAAAUGGGGCUGCAACG